UUUUACUUGAGAUAUAAAGCAACUUUUUCUCAAUACAAUUAUUAGUUUUUGCCAUUAGUAUAUUCACGUAACACUCUUCUCAAUGUUACAAUUUUCAGCCGAAUUGAUGCAAGUUCAUUAUUCGUCAUCAAAUAUGUUUUCAGCUUAUAGUCAUAUGCAUCCAAAACCUCAUUGUCAUUAUUGAGAUUCAUUUUUAAUGAAAUAUUUUUGAUUCAAAACGAAGAACAGCCCUUUGUAUUUUAGACGAUAUUUUAAUAAUAGUGUUUUAAGAUUCUUUGAAAAUUUCACAAAAUGUAUCAUAAUUUUUAUAAAAUUACAAAAUUUUAAAUUUUGAAAGUCAAUAAAGAUUAAAGGUAUUUUAAUUUCCAAUUUAUAAAAGGAAAAAAGAGGUAAAUGGGUAAAUAUCCAUAUAUGACAUAGUUAAUGUAAUUAUAAGGAAUUUUUAACGACUAAGAAUUCUGAAAUCGGUGAUAACUGUACGAUAUUUUCAGCAAAAUAAUAAUUAGCUAGGGCGCCAGGACCUUCCAUGUCCCUAGUUAUAUCUACCAGAUAAGCCAAUAAUUAUAAUUGAAUAAGUAAUAUAAUAAAGCGUUAGCAGUUUGGAACAAGAAAUUUCAGAAAAAUGGAUAACAAAAUGAUAAGAGAUGAAGAUUGUCCACUCCCAUAUAUUGAUUUCAACAAAUUUUGUGAAUACCAGUCUGAUAUGCUUCUGAAGGAAACUGACAUGUUUUUUAACAACCACAACCUGCGUUUGAAGAAGUAUUUUCUCCCCGUUAAACUGCCAGACUGGGCUAAAUCAUUCUCGGAUGUUUUGGAUACAGGCGAAGAAUACGAACCACUAACAACCAUUUAUAGGCAUAAACACUUCCUUAAGUGUCGAGUUCUCCACAAUUACUCAUAUAUAGAGACUAGAUGGAAUAGAAGCAAUGAUCCAAGAAACAAGAACAUACCAUUUGAUCUAAGGCCAUUGACAACUGAAAUAUUGAAUCAACUCGAUAUUAUUGAUGAGGAUAUCUUAGAUCCCGAAUUUUCAGGCCUUCUGAUAACGUUAAAUACGCACCCAUACCACAACGAAGAUAAACCGUCAUCUGGGGAAGUACAGGGAAAUGAAAACCAUCUAAAUAAUAAUGUCAACGGUGUUGAAAAGGUAAAUGGGGUGAAAGAAAAUGGAACAGUAUGUGAAAAGAAGCCAAAGUAUAGCAAGAUAAUAUGCGGAGCACUGAUAGAAUGCUUGAUAACAAACGAAAGAUGCAUCAAGUCGAUCUGGUUUCACCCAAACCUAAGUAAGCACUCGUCAAGGUUGGUUCUACAAAAUUUCCUGCCCAGAUUAAUGUAUGAAAUAUUCCAACUUCCAUCAGUGAUCGACGAAAGUGGCAAGGUUAGUAAGUUUAACAAGUUUACAUACAUCAUGCACAACGAUUUGGACCUCUUCCCGAGGCAGUGCUGGCUGCUGUUCGCAAGCAUCAAAAAGAUGUCACUCCCGAGACAUUACGAACCAAGCACAUUCGAAGAUCACCCAGUCUCCCUGGUUUAUGGAGAAUGCCACACCGACGAAGUGGGUUAUUUAAAAUUAAGGGAAGAGAAUGGGAAUGCAAACGAAAACGUUACUGAUGCAAACACUCCACUUUCGGAAGACGACGAUAUGACCUUCAACAAGAGUAAACUGAUUCAUUUAGAUGAUUAUAACAUUGAUCUACUUAACGUACAACUGAACCAUUCCUCAAUGAGCCGUUCUAGUUCAAUGGAUGAGACGUCUAAUUCCAAGGAGUUGGUAAAUGGUUCGGUUUCUAGCGUAAAUAACAGUGAUAAAGAUAUGACCGAUGAAACCAUUGUUUCAAAUGGUAUUAAUAAUGGUGCUCACGAAACCAACGGAGCCUUGAUUAACGGUGUUGGAAACGCUAAUGAUAUUGAUGGAAAUAUUAACGGGGUUUCAAAUGUUGACGAACUUAAGGAUAGAAGGUAUGUUAAUUGCUCAGCAACAGCUGAUAAUAAAAAUAAAAGGAAUGAACGGAGUCUUUCGGGCAUGAGUUAUGAGGUUCCGGAUAACACUAAAAGUAGGCUGAUAAAGCUUUUGAACAGCGAUCCCAGGAUCAAUAGUCUCUACAAAGUUUUUAUCAGCGUUGGUAGCGUUAACAGCACACGUAACGUGUCCUGCACAUGUAGACGUGAAAAACUUAAGAAAAACGUAGAUGAUCAGGCCUGGUUAGACCGUCUAGUAGGAUGCUCUGAAAAUUAUAUGUACCUGAUGUUGCCCAAAAGGGUCGAGAGACCAAGAUUGGGGUUGUUAAACCGUGACGGUUGGAGAGAUUUACUAAUAACAUAUGUUGACAAUGUAUUACUACAUGAUCUUAAUAAAUUAUUACCGGAUUAUUUGCAAACCGAGUACAACUUGAACACUAACAUAAAUUACAACAACAACACCGAAGAGUGGUGCCAACUUAAAAGAGAGGAUUUAAUCGACGUAACAAGCGAUACUGAAGUUUAUAUGAGGCUGCCAGACAAUUACAACAAUUAAUUUUAAUAAAUUUA
Molecule: messenger RNA, 2529 nt
Organism: Theileria parva strain Muguga
Lineage: Eukaryota; Apicomplexa; Aconoidasida; Piroplasmida; Theileriidae
Exons: 3
Coding region: 623-2515 (630 amino acids)
Source: RefSeq, a predicted model, not a curated record